AUGACCGUCCGCGAUGCGCUCAACUCGGCUAUGGAGGAGGAGAUGCUGCGGGACGAUAAGGUCUUCCUCCUGGGAGAGGAGGUUGCGCGAUACAACGGCGCAUACAAGGUCACGCGCGGCCUGCUAGACAAGUUUGGCGAGCGCCGUGUGAUUGACACGCCCAUCACUGAGGCUGGUUUCACAGGUCUGGCCGUCGGCGCGGCGCUGUCGGGUCUGCGCCCGAUCUGCGAGUUCAUGACGUUUAACUUUGCGAUGCAGGCCAUCGAUCAGAUCAUCAACUCGGGCGCUAAGACGUACUACAUGUCCGGCGGCAACGUGCCCUGCCCGAUUGUCUUCCGCGGCCCCAACGGCGCUGCGGCCGGCGUCGGCGCGCAGCACUCGCAGGACUACGCCAGCUGGUAUGGCCAGAUCCCUGGUCUCAAGGUCGUCAGCCCUUGGUCCGCCGAGGACGCGCGCGGCCUGCUCAAGGCCGCCAUUCGCGACCCCAACCCAGUCGUCGUGCUUGAGAAUGAGAUCAUGUACGGCCAGACCUUCCCCGUCAACGCCGAAAUCCUCUCCGAUGAAUUUGUUAUCCCUAUCGGCGAGGCAAAGGUCGAGCGGCAGGGCAAAGACAUCACGCUCGUCGCGCACAGCAUCGGCGUUGGCUACUCGCUCAGCGCCGCCGAGAUGCUCAAGAAGGAGGAGGGCAUCGAAGCGGAGGUCAUCAACUUGCGCAGCAUCCGCCCGCUCGACAUCGCCACCAUCAUCAAGAGCGUCAAGAAGACUAACCGGCUCGUCACCGUCGAGACCGGCUUCCCCAUGUUUGGCGUCGGUUCCGAGAUUUGCGCGCAGAUCAUGGAAAGCGAGGCAUUCGACUACUUGGACGCACCCGUCGAACGAGUAACCGGCGCAGAUGUCCCGACGCCUUACGCGCAAAACCUCGAAGCGCUCAGCUUCCCUACCCCAGAGCUGGUCGCCAAGGUGGCCAAGCGCGCGCUGUACCGUUCGUAA
Messenger RNA from Tilletiaria anomala UBC 951, 990 nucleotides. Its product is annotated as thiamine diphosphate-binding protein. The coding region runs from base 1 to 990 and encodes 329 amino acids. The transcript has 4 exons. Gene Ontology annotation, molecular function: pyruvate dehydrogenase (acetyl-transferring) activity. Gene Ontology annotation, biological process: pyruvate decarboxylation to acetyl-CoA. The record is from RefSeq and is a predicted model, not a curated record. Lineage: Eukaryota; Fungi; Basidiomycota; Exobasidiomycetes; Georgefischeriales; Tilletiariaceae.